Sphaerulina musiva SO2202 is the source of this 1912-nucleotide messenger RNA. Its product is annotated as farnesyl-diphosphate farnesyltransferase. The coding region runs from base 233 to 1711 and encodes 492 amino acids. Gene Ontology annotation, molecular function: squalene synthase [NAD(P)H] activity. Gene Ontology annotation, biological process: farnesyl diphosphate metabolic process; ergosterol biosynthetic process. NCBI's taxonomy places the organism in Eukaryota, Fungi, Ascomycota, Dothideomycetes, Mycosphaerellales, Mycosphaerellaceae. The record is from RefSeq and is a predicted model, not a curated record. The transcript has 2 exons. Gene Ontology annotation, cellular component: endoplasmic reticulum membrane.
CUACAUUCCCACUUUCGCUACUGCAACAUCACAUCGACGUAUACCAACGAGCCAAUGGUCAGGUAGCAGACCCUCAGAUCGCCAGUCGCGGCACAACCACCAUCCCGAAAGUACCUCCGAUUGCAUUGUCAGCACCCAAUAGUUACUGUUUUUCCCCGGCGAGCGAGCGCGCGAGACUUUGUACUCCAACGACACACACUCCCUUUACGACACACCCUUUCCGCAACCCACGAUGCCUUCCGCCAAGUCAGUCGCCUACUACCUCUUCCACCUUUCUGAACUGCGCUCCAUCGUCCAAUGGAAGACGUGGCACAACCCGGUCCACGAGCGAGACGAGUCGCAAGAAACGCCCAACCUGAAAGAAUGCUUCCGCUUCCUGAAUCUCACCUCGCGCUCCUUUGCCGCUGUCAUUCAGGAGCUUCACCCGGAACUGCUGGUGCCUGUAUGUCUCUUCUACUUGAUCCUGCGCGGCCUGGACACCAUCGAAGACGAUAUGACCAUUCCCAUUGAAAAGAAGGAGCCUCUGUUGCGCAAGUUCGACGAGCUCAUUGAGGAUGAGGCCUGGACGUUCCAUGAGAACGGGCCGAACGAGAAGGACAGAGAACUGCUGGUCAAGUUCGAUGUCGUGGCCAAGGAGUUCAACAAGCAAAAGGACGCAUACAAGCUCAUUAUCAAAGACAUCACGAAAAGGAUGGGCAAUGGCAUGGCCGACUACGCGAAAAAUGCAGACCACAACGCGCACGGGGUACAAACCAUCAAAGACUACGAGCUGUACUGCCACUACGUAGCCGGACUUGUAGGAGAGGGCUUGACGAGACUGUUCGUCGAAGCCAAGCUUGCCAACCCGGCGCUUUUGCAAAGACCAGAGUUGAUGGAGAGUAUGGGACAGUUCUUGCAACAGACCAACAUCAUUCGCGACAUCAGAGAAGACCACGAGGACAAGAGGUACUUCUGGCCCAAAGAAGUCUGGUCGAAGCACGUAGACAAAUUCUCCGAUCUCUUCGAACCACAGAAUCGGGAGAAGGCCCUCAACUGCAGCAGCGAAAUGGUUCUCCUUGCAUUGCAGAGAGCGGACGAAUGCCUAUUCUACAUGGCCGGUAUCAAAGAGCAAAGUGUUUUCAACUUCGUCGCGAUACCUCAAUCGAUGGCUAUUGCAACAUUAGAGCUCGUUUUCCAAAAUCCAGCAGUGUUUGACAGGAACAUCAAGAUCACCAAAGGUUGCGCAUGUCAGUUGAUGAUGGAGAGCACACAGAACUUGCAAUUGGUUUGCGACAUUUUCAGAAGGUUCGCGAGGAAGAUUCACAAGAAGAAUAAGCCCACCGAUCCAAAUUUUCUCGAAAUCAGUAUUGCUUGCGCAAAGAUUGAGAGAUUCAUCGAGACUAUCUUCCCAUCCCAGACGUCCAGGACAUUGCCGAGCGCGGGAGCUGCUGGACAAGCCGUGGCUGUUGACUCGGCGGAAGAGGCGAAGAGGAAGCAAGAGGAGGCGGAAUCGAAGAAGGAUGUCUUCUACCUCGUGCUCGCUGUCAUUGCGACGUUGAGUUUCGUGAGUGUGUGCAUGAUCGGUGCUGCAUGGUUCUUCGGAGCCCGAUUUGACCUCGCUUUCAGUGCAUUGAAGGAUGGCAAUGUAUUCCCACCCAAGGGCCAGGAGGCUAUCCAGAGCAUUUCGAGCAAGUACGAGGCCACGCCAGACAUAAGCCAUGGUGAGUUGUAGGGCGAAGAGGUUAAGAUAGGUACGACCACACCAGCUUGGAGCCACAACAUUUAUUGUAAUUGUAUGUAACUUCUUCAACCAUAAGCCAAGUCGACAGUGACAACUUCAUCAGAUGACUAGCUUGUACAAGUUUGAGACUCGGAUGCUCGGGCGUAUGCUGUAUUAGUACACUGCAUAUGUAGCAAGGCAACGAUUCCUUCC